CCCUUGGUCAAGUCUUCUCCCCUUCUUCCUAGUUCCUCCCGCCUUCCUUCCCCAAUUCCCCAACCUCAAGUCCCAACCCUCGCUUACCACCUUCUCCGGCCGCCGUUCGCCGCCGUACGUUGUCCGCCUUUGGAUUCACCCGCUCUCCUCCUCACUCACUAGCCCUACUGCUCUCUGGAACCUUCCCUGUGAAGGGCCGCCGCGUGGCGUGCCUGUACGGGCGGGCAGGCAGGCGGUACGGAUGGAUCGUCCCAGCGGCGUUGGCGGCGGCGGCGGGAUGCCUCUGCCCCAGCACAUGCCUGAUGCCGUGGGCCUCGCCGCAGCGGCUGAUCCCCAGUUCGUUCUGAUGCGCAACACUAUGCGCGAGAAGAUGGGGUUCUAUUGGCUUUGCUCUAGCCUCUAGCUUUCACUGCAACAGCAUGAGCUCCCUUGGUUUCGCAAGGAGGAUACCGAAGAGGCGGCGGACUACCAAGACGCCACCGCAGCAGCAAGUGGAGCGACAACUUCUGGACCUGAACUCAUUUCCAGCUUUUGAAGGAGCUGGUAAUGGGGGUUCACUAUCCAUCCAGGAGCCUGCCUCACACAGCAGGACCUCUGGUACGGUGGUUGCCGAGACCUCACAGCUCUUGUUGCCACCUGCUGCUGCAGAGUCAAACAUUGGCAUGAAUAGUUUCCCCAUCGAUGUGGAAGUGAUUGAUGAUGAUGUUGUGAUUUAUUCUUCAAGACCACUUCCUCAAGCUAGGCAACAAUCAGCCACUGUGAUAAUAGAUGAUGAUUCUGAAACUCCUGCUGGACCAACAGAAUGGGAAGGGCUUGAUGAGCAUGUGAACACAUUAUUGUCUCUGGGGAUGAACCCUAGGCACAGUUGCUCGAGAGCACCGAACAGCCUUGUAAUAAACAUAGAAGACACACCUGAAACCAACAUCUUGCCCAAGGCUGUGCAGGCUCUCCCUGAACCUGUGAGGGAGGUCCCAAGGGAGCCAAAGUUCAGCUGCCCAGUCUGCAUGAAUGAGCUGGUUGAACCAUCGUCAACCAUCUGUGGUCACAUCUUCUGCCAGAAGUGCAUCAGGGCUGCCAUCCAGGCUAAUAAGAAGUGCCCCAACUGCCGGAGGAAGCUGCACAUGAACAACUUCCACCGGGUGUACCUCCCAACGACAGAUCAUUAGACUGAUCCAGCCAUCCAGGGAGCAUUAGAGCUGGGGUACCUGACCCUUUUUGGCAUCGGCAAUUGUGGACUGUAUCUGAACUAUUCUUCACAGGGUUUAUCAUCGACACUCAGUUCGCCCUAACAAUUUAACAAGUGCUUGAAACGUGGUAACAAAUCUGCAUCCCUGGUAAAGGACCCAUAGUCUUUUAAGUGAAAACCUGUGCUUGGUAUUGUGAGCUUCAUUAGCUAAGAAAUAUUUAACACA
Lolium rigidum is the source of this 1412-nucleotide messenger RNA. Its product is annotated as E3 ubiquitin-protein ligase RNF4-like. The coding region runs from base 420 to 1166 and encodes 248 amino acids. The record is from RefSeq and is a predicted model, not a curated record. The transcript is spliced from 7 exons. NCBI's taxonomy places the organism in Eukaryota, Viridiplantae, Streptophyta, Magnoliopsida, Poales, Poaceae.